CGCAGGCGCAGUGGGCCUCCUGCCCGCCCUUUCAGAAAUGGCGGCGCCGCUGGGAGGUAUGUUCUCCGGACAGCCGCCUGGACAUCCCGGAGACUCCAGGGGCCAGGCUUCGCUUCUUCAGGCAGCGCCAGGCCCUCCGAGAACUUCUAACAGUACGUUGGUGGACGAGUUGGAGUCCUCUUUUGAGGCUUGCUUUGCUUCUCUUGUGAGUCAGGACUAUGUCAAUGGCACAGAUCAGGAGGAAAUUAGAACUGGUGUUGAUCAGUGUAUCCAGAAAUUUCUGGAUAUUGCAAGACAAACGGAAUGUUUUUUCCUACAAAAAAGAUUGCAGUUAUCUGUCCAGAAACCAGAGCAAGUUAUCAAAGAGGAUGUCUCAGAACUAAGGAAUGAAUUGCAGCGGAAGGAUGCUCUGGUCCAGAAGCACUUGACAAAACUGAGGCAUUGGCAGCAGGUGCUGGAGGACAUCAACGCGCAGCACAAAAAGCCAGCCGAAAUCCCUCAGGGCUCCUUGGCCUACCUCGAGCAGGCGUCUGCUAACAUCCCUGCACCCAUGAAGCAAAGCUGAGUCAAAGCGGGCCUGAAGGGGAUCUGGUGUGAGUCAGCCUGGGCACAGUUUUGACAAACAUCACUUCUUGUGGACGUGACAUUUUGGAAGAACUCUUUGCCAAAGAAUGAGAUGAUUUUUGUUUGAUGGUCUCACCUAAAACGUUCCCCUAGUUUGAUAAACAUCUUUUCUUGAGUACUUUAUAAAACGGUUUUGGUAGAUCAAGUAAAUUUUUGUCUUUAGCAAAGUUUAGGCUGUUAAUAUGAUGCCACUUACAGAUUCCUUUUUAUGUUUCUUUGUAUUUUUUUUUAUGACUAAGUCUUUUUGUGUUUCCAAUUUUAGAUUAGCUUAUAUAAUAUGAAGGGAAAAGUUUGUAUGAUUUGAUCUGAGAAUCAGAGGAUGAGGAUUUUGGUUGUAGACCUUUUAUAACAAUUACCCCUCAAUGGUAAUAUAGUAAAAUAGGUAAAUUUGCAUAUUUUAAGACUUUGAAUUACCUCAAGAAGAGGAAUCUAAUGCAGCAAUGUCCAUAAGGCUUCCAGAGCUCUCAAAAUGAGGGUAUUUUGUAAAUAGGUUGAAAGGACUAUCAUAUCCUAAGUUAGUGUAGUAUUAAUACAUAGGAUCCUUAAGUUGAUGUUGACUUUUAUUUGGGGUAAGUUUAUAUUUUGUGUGGUGUUUUUUUCACUUUUGGGGUGGGGGUGUGUAGCAAGAGCAGUGAUAUGGUAAAUUGUUAGGUUCUGCAGUGAUGCAUCCAUUUUAAGUAAGGGGGUAGACCUUGUGCUCAGCACAACAGUUGAGGUAUACGUGCAGUAUGAGAGGUUAAAGCUUGCUAUGGUUGGUUAUCUCUUUUCACUUUCAGUUUUGUUUGCUUGUGUUGUUUUUGUUUCUGUUUUUUUUU
Messenger RNA from Panthera uncia (snow leopard), 1439 nucleotides. It is a transcript of the gene MED28, whose product is annotated as mediator complex subunit 28. Lineage: Eukaryota; Metazoa; Chordata; Mammalia; Carnivora; Felidae. Gene Ontology annotation, cellular component: mediator complex. The coding region runs from base 38 to 565 and encodes 175 amino acids. The transcript is spliced from 4 exons. The record is from RefSeq and is a predicted model, not a curated record.